GUGACGUGCGGAGAGAGGGAGAUAGAUGUUAGAGCAUCACCAAUAUUAAGCCCAGCAUGAUGUGAGACGCUUUUCAACUUCUUACCCUAAACAUGUGUGAUGGGUUUUAGAGGUUCUACUUCAGAAAACCUCUCUGCAAUGCAAUGACAUAACGGCUGUUCAACAUUUGCGUGAGAAGAACUGAAGAACGCGCGCUAGAAAGGCACGUAUCAGCACAGCUCCUGUUUUCUAAAGUUUGUGCCCUCUGCUGCUGAUGUGAAAGAUGAGUUUGUGUGGCAGGAAGGCACUGACACUCCUUAGCAGUGUGUUUGCUGUCUGUAGUCUGGGGCUGCUGGGUAUUGCUGUCAGCACUGACUACUGGCUGUACCUGGAGGAGGGGGUCAUCCUGCCUCUCAAUCAGAGCACUGAAAUCCGUAUGUCUCUCCAUUCAGGGCUCUGGAGGGUCUGUUUUCUUGCAGAGACAACAGCUCCAGCAACACUGUUACCAGAUGGUAAAUCAGGAGAGGAGAAUGGGCGCUGCUUUACAAUAGAGUAUGUGAUGCCAAUGAAUGUUCAAUUGACGUCAGAAUCCACAGCCAGUGUUCUGAAAAUGAUUCGUUCUGCUACUCCUUUCCCGCUGGUUAGUCUAUUCUUUAUGUUCAUUGGCUUUGUGCUUAGUAAUAUUGGACACAUCUGCCCUCAACGCACUAUUCUGGCUUUCAUCUCUGGAAUAUUUUUUAUCCUGUCAGGUCUGUCCCUGGUGGUGGGUCUGGUCUUGUAUAUAUCCAGUAUUAAUGAUGAGAUGCUAAACAGAACAAAAACGAAUGAAGCUUAUUUCAGUUAUAAAUAUGGCUGGUCUUUUGCUUUUGCUGCAGUCUCCUUCCUGCUCACUGAGGCAGCAGGCGUAAUGUCUGUGUACCUUUUUAUGAAGCGGUACAAUGCAGAGGAGAUGUACAGGCCACAUCCAGGUUUCUACCAACCUCGCCUCAGCAACUGUUCUGAUUACUCUGGUCAGUUCCUGCAUCCAGAUGCCAGGUCUCGUGGACGCAGCCCCUCAGACAUCUCCAGUGUAGCAUCCCUUCAAAUGAAUUCAAACUACCCUGCGCUCCUCAAGUGUCCUGAUUAUGAUCAGAUGUCCUCAUCGCCCUGUUGAGAUUGCAAAUAAACAAUAGUGAAAUCUGAGAAUGAGAUAGCUCUAGCUAGUUCUUAAAGAUGCUAUUCUGGCAUGGCUUUGGCACCUGAGAUUGUGUUGUGUUUGAACAGAGGAUAAAUGUAUGUCCUUGUCUUCGAGAGCCUUCAGUACUAAUGCAGUGAGUUUAAUACAUAAGUUGAUGGUAUCAUUUUCUCUUUUAUUUGUAGUUUACCACACUGAUGUGUAGCUAAUAGUAUCUCUGCCUUUU
This is a messenger RNA of Carassius auratus (goldfish), 1379 nucleotides long. RefSeq names its product calcium channel, voltage-dependent, gamma subunit 5a (gene cacng5a). Gene Ontology annotation, cellular component: postsynaptic density membrane; AMPA glutamate receptor complex. The coding region runs from base 263 to 1132 and encodes 289 amino acids. Gene Ontology annotation, biological process: postsynaptic neurotransmitter receptor diffusion trapping; transmission of nerve impulse; neurotransmitter receptor transport, postsynaptic endosome to lysosome. Gene Ontology annotation, molecular function: voltage-gated calcium channel activity; channel regulator activity. The record is from RefSeq and is a predicted model, not a curated record. The transcript is spliced from 7 exons. Lineage: Eukaryota; Metazoa; Chordata; Actinopteri; Cypriniformes; Cyprinidae.